This is a messenger RNA of Eutrema salsugineum, 1200 nucleotides long. Its product is annotated as myosin heavy chain, skeletal muscle, adult. NCBI's taxonomy places the organism in Eukaryota, Viridiplantae, Streptophyta, Magnoliopsida, Brassicales, Brassicaceae. The record is from RefSeq and is a predicted model, not a curated record. Bases 198 to 770 code for a protein of 190 amino acids. The transcript is spliced from 4 exons.
CAAAUUUUUAGAGGGUUUAUCGGUUCAUUUCUCUCCUCUCUCUCAAGUCCGGAGAUUUGGAUCUGGAUCUGUUGUUUAACUUGAACUUGGAAAUAUUUUGAAUUUUCUUUAAAAGAUUGUCGUGUUAUUUCUGAAGUUGAGCUUUAAGCUUUUACCAAUUUGGUUCUGGUUUAACCAAAAAAAAAAAAAACAACAGUAUGACAAUUGAUCCCUUCAAUUACAACACAAAAUGCAGAAAUUCUGAAAGUAAGAAGAUGGAGGAAGAAGACAAUGAAGGUCUGAGAACUGUGGAGUGUCUAAGAGGGAGACUACUUGCAGAGAGGCAAAUUUCAAGGUCUGCAAAAGAAGAAGCAGAGCUCAUUACCAGAAAGAUGGAAGAACUAGAGCGUCAUCUGAAAGAAGAGAUCAGACUAAGGGAAAAAGCAGAGAAGAGACUAAAGUUUCUGAUGAAAAAGCUCGAAUUUAUUAAAGGGUCACGCAGUUUGGAGGGAUCAGAGCAAUUGAGUUCAUCUGAAGUUUCCUGUUUAUCAUCGGUUUCCACCUCAGCCUCCAAGGAAGAAGAAGAAGUAGAAGAAACUCAAGAAAAUGGAGCUGUGGAGGAAGAUAAAACUGAUCAAGCAACUGAAAAUGUGGCAUCAAUGGAAGAGGUUUCAAGUUCAAAUCUCAAAGAUGUUUCCUCUGGUGAAGCAAGUGUUGUUGCUUCAACCUCAAGUCAUGAAGAAGAACCACAGUCUGGUAAUGAUUUUUCUUGGUACUCAGAUACAACUUAAAGAGUUCAAGAAUCAAGAAUCAAGAAUAUCCAUCUCUGAUCCUCUAAUCAACCUUGAUCAGAACCGUUUCUCGUAGUGGGUCAUGACUCAUGAGCUUACUAAUACUGUAGUAUACUACCUUUGUGAAAGGCAUGCAAUGGAAAGGGUCUAGAGAACAAUGGAGAUAGAGAGGGAGAGGAAGGAGAAGGGAUUAAUUAGGCUUUGGGACACAUUUGAGUUUGGCAGUAUUAAAUUCGAAGUGUUACUAAGAGAUGGGGAGGACGACACGACACACAUAAUGUCUGUCUCCUUCUCUUCUUGUGUUUUUUGUUAUCAAAGAACGAGAGUGACGUUUCUUGGAAACUAGUGAUGUGACUGAAUAAAGGAAGCACUAUACUAUUCAUUGCGAUUGCAGGGAUGGGCUUGUCUUUCUUUUAUUUUUCAUUUCUGA